Messenger RNA from Hylaeus anthracinus, 2385 nucleotides. Its product is annotated as lysophosphatidylserine lipase ABHD12. The transcript is spliced from 9 exons. Bases 706 to 1728 code for a protein of 340 amino acids. Gene Ontology annotation, molecular function: phosphatidylcholine lysophospholipase A1 activity; monoacylglycerol lipase activity. The record is from RefSeq and is a predicted model, not a curated record. Gene Ontology annotation, biological process: monoacylglycerol catabolic process; phosphatidylserine catabolic process. NCBI's taxonomy places the organism in Eukaryota, Metazoa, Arthropoda, Insecta, Hymenoptera, Colletidae. Gene Ontology annotation, cellular component: endoplasmic reticulum membrane.
AACUCUCAAACUGUCUAACAUUUUUAUGAGUACAUCUCUUAGAUUCUGUUACUUUGUACAAUACCAUCACAAUCAAUAAAAAACACAAGAUAUAAAUGUGAAUUAAUUAUGUUAAUUAAGUCAAUAAUCAUAUCUUACUUUAAGAUUUCAUUAUGUAACAUUUCUUCUUUUGCUCAGUGUCUUUCAAUAAAUAUUUAAUAUUCAAGUCAUUAUAAAAAAAAGCAGUAUAUGGUAUGGUAAAUUGUAAAUAGUAGUAUUAGUGUAAAUAUUAAGUUUAUUUAAUGAGGUAAUAUUCCUUACUUAAAAAAAAACAUUAUAGAAGAAUAUUUUUGGACUUUGUUACUUAUACCAGUAACAGAAGAUUUUGUAAUAAAAACUGAAAGUUUUCCGUUAUGUGACUCAGCACUUUUUGAUAUCUAAUUCUUACACCAUAUUUCUAACUCCACUGAAUAAUAAAUGUUCCUUUUUAAUUUUAUUUUCUAAUUGGCCAUGGUAUUCAAUAUAUAUGAGAUCAAAUGAUAAAGACAAAUUUUUGAAAUAUUUUAUUAAAUGUAUAAAAUGUAACAUGAAAACAGUUCCAUUUGCAAUACUCAAUUUGUGUUUUUCUAAUUUUUAUUUUAAGUGAAUAUUUUUUUUUAAUUAAAUGGAUUAAAUAAUGUGGAAUAAUCAGUAAUUAAAUUGUAAAGAUGUAUGUAAAUAUCUGCUAUGAAAUUCAGAAGAUAUUUAUUUUGGGCAAUGAAGGUAUCAAUAAUUGCAUACCUUUUCAUAUUUGUGGUUUUGCCCAUUAUAUUUCACUAUUCCUACACCUUUCAAAGAAAAAUACUUUUCUUAAACUUUGUACAAUGGCCUCUUAAUGUGGAUUUGACAAAACCAGAGUCAGUUGGGUUGAAAGGUGCAAGAAAUUUUUACUUGAAAACUCAUCAAGACAUAAAAAUAGGAGUAUGGCAAAUUUUACCUCAGUCAUUAUUAAACGAUUCUGCUAUUAUAAAUGACGAUGAUUAUGACUCUGUUUUAAGUAAUGCUAAACAACCUGUUUUUCUUUAUAUGCAUGGGAAUAGUGGUAAUAGAGCAAGUAGGCAUCGAUUAGAACUUUAUAAACUGUUUCAGACUUUAGAUUACCAUGUUAUAUGCUUUGACUACAGAGACUAUGGUGAUAGUGAAGAAGCAGAACUUUCUGAAAUGGGUGUAGUUACAGAUAGUAAAUAUCUGCUUGAAUGGUUGCUAAAGAAAGUAAAUGGUUCUGCUCCAGUUUUUGUAUGGGGCCAUUCUUUAGGCACUGGUGUGUCAACUCAUGUGUUAGCAUUAUUGGCAGCAGAAAAUGUUCAGCCUGCAGGUUUGUUCUUAGAAUCACCAUUUAACAAUAUUGCAGAAGAAUUAAGCGAACAUCCUUUAGCACAGAUUUUUAAGCAUUUACCAUGGUUUCACUGGGUGAUUGUUGAACCAUUUUACAACAAUCAUCUUCGUUUCGAAUCAGAUAAACAUAUACAAAACGUUAAGUGUCCUGUUAUGAUACUCCAUGCCGAAGACGAUAAUGUAGUACCAUUUUCCUUGGGUGAAAAGUUAUACAAAGCAGCUAUAAAUUAUCACGGAAAUAAUACGGAUCGUAUUCAGUUUACGCGUAUAAAUUCGUCUUAUGGCCUUGGCCAUAAAUAUAUAUGUCAUUAUAAGGAAUUACCUAAUAUAAUUAAAUUAUUUGUAGAAAAGACACAUCAAAAUCAGACUGAUUAAAUUAUUUAGUAGACAUUGACUAACAUGACAAGUUUUUUACAACACGUAUCUGUAGAACAAAAAUACGAAUGAUGUCAUGAGAUGUUGAAAAAGAAUUAAUGAGCAAACCUUGUGAUGGUCAUGAUCUUUUUGUUCAACGUUGUUUCGUCGACAUAUUCAAGUCACACAUUCAUAUCGUUUAAUUAAGUAUUGUUUUUAAAAUUAUAUAGUGUGUAAUACUUCAAUUUGAUUGAAUAUAAAAUAUUCGAACAGGCAACUACUCAAGAUUAAUUGAUCUUAAGUUAUGUGUUGUAACUUUAAUGCGUUCACCAUCGUUAUAAUAAUUUUAAUUUUACUAAAUUAAACAAAUAUAAUGGUUUGUAUCUAUUAUUUAUAGGAGCAUGUUAUAAUGCCGAAGAUAAUGUUGUGAUAGCUAUUUUAAGGCCAUCAACAGUAUUUAUUAUUUUAUAUCUGUCAAUUAUUGUAACCCACUUACAAUCAAUGAAUACUCAGCAUUACUAUUACCUUGCAUUUCGUAAGAUAAUGGUAAUUAAUGUUGUCGUUUGUAAAUUGUGUGUGUAAUGUAAUUAUCUGUGAAGUGCAUUAAACUACUUAUGUGUCAAUGUAUUCCAUGUUCAUUGCAUAAAUGAAAUAAAGAAGAAUUGAAAAGUGUUAAAA